Molecule: messenger RNA, 775 nt
Organism: Cottoperca gobio
Lineage: Eukaryota; Metazoa; Chordata; Actinopteri; Perciformes; Bovichtidae
Gene: mrpl21
Product: mitochondrial ribosomal protein L21
Exons: 1
Coding region: 42-629 (195 amino acids)
Cellular component (GO): ribosome; mitochondrial large ribosomal subunit
Molecular function (GO): structural constituent of ribosome
Source: RefSeq, a predicted model, not a curated record
CUCGCGCAUGCGUGGUGGGAACCAAAGCGUUUCCUGUCAAGAUGGCGCUGAGCAGAGGAGCGGGGUUGUUAAGGACAUGGAGCAGGUUGUUACCCGGACACCCUCUCCCGUUCCCCGCUGCAGUCCGAACUCAGAGCUCCGUGAGCGGGGUUCUGGUGCCGCAGACCUCCCUGUCGAGCCCGCCGUGGCCGGAGCAGAUGAUCCCGGUGGACGAGGAGGAGGAGCGGAGGCGACACGCCGCGGUGGUGAGCACCGUGAACCAGCGGAUCGACCGACAGGACUUCGGCCGCCUGUUCGCAGUUGUGCACUUCGCCAGCCGACAGUGGAAGGUCACCGGCGAGGACUUGAUCCUGAUCGAGAACCACAUCGAGGCGGAGUGCGGGGAGCGGAUCCGCAUGGAGAAGGUGCUGCUGGUGGGCGCGGAGGACUUCACCCUGAUGGGCAGGCCUCUGCUGGGGAAGGAUCUGGUCCGGGUCGAGGCCACCGUCAUCGAGAAGACAGAGUCCAACCCCAAAGUGCACAUGCGGUUCUGGAGGAGACACCGGUUCGAGCGCAAGAGGAUCAUCAUCCAGCCGCAGACGGUGCUGAGGAUCAACAGCAUCGAGCUGGCCCCCAGACUCACAUGGUGAUGAAGAGUAGACUAUUUCACACUUUGUUUUGUAUUUAUAUAAAUAUGUAAACAUUAAUGCUGCAACAAGGUGACUCUUUUGACUGAUGUUGACUGGGUUUAAAACUGUAAAUAAAGAUUCAUCUUUUGCAGAUGGCUGAUACUUUA